ACACCAAAAACCUGAAUGACGCCUUUAAAAAGCGCCCCAAAAAUUCAAUUUAUUUCCCUUUUAACCUCACCUGGGCGCCACAAACCCCCCCCAAAAAAAUCCCCCAAAAAUUCCCAAAAAUCCCAAAAGACCCAAAAUCCCCGUUUUUGGCCCCAGCUGUCCAUCCACGAGACCGAGGACCCCAACGACAACCGGUACCUGCUGGUGAUGAAGGGCGCCCCCGAGCGCAUCCUGGACCGCUGCUCCACCAUCCUGCUGCAGGGCAAGGAGCAGCCGCUGGACGAGGAGAUGAAGGAGGCCUUCCAGAACGCUUACCUGGAGCUUGGGGGCUUGGGAGAGAGGGUUUUGGGUUUCUGCCACUUUUACCUGCCCGAGGAGCAGCACCCCAGGGACAGAUUCACAGAGGAAUUUUGGGGCAGAUUUUGGGGACAUUUCAGGGCCAUUUUUGGCCUGAUAUCAGGGUGAUUUUUUGGGUUAAUU
Messenger RNA from Zonotrichia albicollis (white-throated sparrow), 480 nucleotides. NCBI's taxonomy places the organism in Eukaryota, Metazoa, Chordata, Aves, Passeriformes, Passerellidae. The record is from RefSeq and is a predicted model, not a curated record.